Oreochromis niloticus (Nile tilapia) is the source of this 3739-nucleotide messenger RNA. It is a transcript of the gene zfand3, whose product is annotated as zinc finger, AN1-type domain 3. The transcript is spliced from 6 exons. The coding region runs from base 502 to 1194 and encodes 230 amino acids. Gene Ontology annotation, molecular function: DNA binding; zinc ion binding. The record is from RefSeq and is a predicted model, not a curated record. Lineage: Eukaryota; Metazoa; Chordata; Actinopteri; Cichliformes; Cichlidae.
AGAGGGGAAGGCCUUGCUCAGUCUAUUUAUUUUUUAUUUUUUCGCACCCUCCCACAUAUUUAACGUCGCCAUAAUUGUGUUUUAUUCGUAUAGGUGGACGGGCGGUGUUCAUUUUAAGCUUUUUGGUGUCGACUGAAACACCGGAACGCCCCCCUCCAGUCGUUUGUCGGUCGUAAAGUCCGAACAUCCAGCUGAUUGCUUUGAGUGCCGUUCAAUUAUUCUAGUUCAAACUGAGCCGUUUCCUUUGACUUAACGGAAGGCUUUUUGUGGCUGAAGCGAGUUUGCCGACGCGAUAUUUAUUUAUUUUUUGCCCAUUUGUGGACUUUCGGGGGAAUUGGACAGCUAUCGUUUUGUGUAAUUUGAGCGUUGGAGGCUUUUUCUCAUUGAACGACCAGGCCCCGGACUCAUCCCCAGCCUCGCGUUUCCUUAUCGGCUUUUUGUGUGUGCGUGUGUGUGUGGGUGCGUGUGGGUGCCUGUGUUUGUGUGUGUGUGUUGGAAGUCAUGGGAGACACUAGUGAACGAAGCAAACCUCCGACUCUACCUCCCAGGUGUCCCUGCGGAUUUUGGGGGUCCAGUAAAACAAUGAACUUAUGCUCCAAAUGUUUUGCUGACGUCCAAAAGAAGCAGCCAGUCGAAGACUGCACCCCCAAGCCCAUCCAAAGCACCGGGAGUAGCCAAUCGCCAGUUUUCAGUAGCGAGAUGAGCAGUAGCAGUAGCCAAUCCCUAUCAUUGUUGCCGCCCUCAAGCUCCGAGCAGCUGUCGGCUGAAGAGCCCUUACCCGCGUUUUCCAGCAUGAGGGAAGGUGUGUCGUCCACAGAAACAGCCCAAGGCACACUCUGCACGCCCACAAAACGUCCACGAGAAUCAGCCUCGGGCUCGGAGAAUGAGGCCACACCAGAGAAACGACCACGGACAGAAGAGAAAGAAGGGAGCGGCGAAGAGGCCCGCGGGACGCCCAAGCAGAAGAACCGUCGGCGCUGCUAUCGCUGCCAAACCAAACUAGAGCUGGUGCAGCAGGAACUGGGAUCCUGUCGCUGUGGCUACGUUUUCUGCAUGCUCCACCGUCUACCCGAGCAACACGACUGUCUGUUCGACCAUCUGGGCCGCGGACGUGAGGAGGCCGUCCUCAAGAUGGUGAAGCUGGACCGCAAGGUGGGCCGUUCAUGCCAGCGCAUCGGAGAGGAGUGCUCCUGAUUGGCCACAGAGUGAGCGGCCAUCCAAUAAAAGAGCUUGCGAAGAGGAGGGUGGUGGUGGUGGUGUUGAUGGAAGGAGGUCUAGGAGAAUUGACAAAUGGGGUAAUGGGAGGGGCGGGUGGGAGGGGGAGAAGAGGAGGAGGGGGAUGGGGCGUGGUUGUAACAUCCUGCAUCUGACCCAACGAUUCUGGAUCUGAGCUUAAGGCCACCCUGUUGAAGUCCUGGUUUCCUGCCUGGAGCGUCUGUUCGGACUCUGCUCGGGGCCAACAGGGGGCCGCCUGGUGGCUGUUCUCCAGAGCUACGUUCAGUAUCGCAUGUUCUCACACACACAGCCUUAACCCCACCCGUCUUCAGAGGAAGGACACCACAGAGACGGAUCCAGUCAGUCGUAUGUCAUGCACAGUUCUUCUGUGCCUUGCCCCGGUUUCCUCCUCUUUACUCAGUCUCUUUUUUUUUUUUGUUGUUGUUGUUGUUGUUGUUGUCCUCUUUCUUUUCAGUACAGGAAGUGAACUGCUUUAAUGCUCAGCUGAACUGAUCCAUUUGGAUUUUUUUGAAUUCUACAGAGUUAUUUGUUUUAUUUUGUUUUUUCCCCCAUUACCUGGUCGCGGAUGAGGGGUCUAGCACUAUCCCACGACCACUCCUCAGGUCGUCAUCAAGGGGUCGGGGUAUCAAACCUGUAACCCCACCUUCCUCUUCUUCUUCUUUUUUUUUUCUUUCUUUCUUCCACCCGUGUUUGGACCCAUGCACGGCAUCACUAACCAGUUGUGCUCAUGCAUGGUUCUAGCAACAGUGUAUUUGUGCAGGUUUUGAGCGUGUCAUUUGGUAAUGUGAUGAAGUCCAAGGAUGCUGCCAUGGUUCAGUCCUUUUUUUUUUUUUUUUUUUUUUUUUUUUCUUCUCCCCCUCCUGUGUGGCCGUUACGGUGAUUAGCUCUGUUUUUACUGCUUAACCACGGUGUCGUGGAGGACAAUACAGCUGAUCCCUGCCUCUGCUCACAGACUGUUGGCAAAAAGGAAAAAUACAAAUAAAAAGAAACGGACAAACACACUAAAUGGACAAGAGACACUCAGAUAAAUCCUCUGUGUAGCAGUCCCUCUUCUCCCUUUUCCCUCCCGUUUUUCAAUUUACUGAGUGGUACUGUUGUUCUUGAUACAUAAAGGGGAAGACGACUGAAUUUUUGUAUUCAAAUGAAGAGUUCUUCACCAAAAUGCCAUACAAUAAUUUAGAAAAACAAAUAUCUGAACUAUAACUGAGUCUCCAUAGCUUCUCACUGAGUAUUUAUAUUACUACCUUUUAUUUUGCGAUUUGUCUCUUUGUAGGUAGGAUAAAUUGGGGAUUGUCUCUUUGGAAUAUAAUUCUUCAAAUAUAAUUUCUUUACUUUUUUUUUUUUUUUUUUUUUUUUUUUUUUAAUACUGAUUGCCAUCCAGAACAUCAUUUCAGAGAGCGAGAUGAUUAAGUUUAAAUCUGUGAUAAAUGUCCACCUAAAACAUCAAAUAAAACUUCUAAAGUAAAAAAGGGCAAAUGUUGGAUGGGUUUGAAAACUCUGUUUGCCUUUUUGUCAAAGUAGCCAAUUGUAAGACUUUAAGAACUGAAUACACUGCUUGUGGCAUUGUUUGUUUUCUUACCACAGAUUCAAACUGACUCUGGUGUCUAAUGAAUGUUUUGGCUGCAGAAAUAUCAUGCGAAUUCUGAAAUUGAGUGGUUUUCCCCUUUCAUACGUUUUUGUUUUUUGUCAUCGUUUCCGAUCCUGCUCCUAAUCAGCCUACUCAGUCUGACUGCUUGGACUUUGUGCUGUGCAUAUUGUUCAGUUACAUGUUUCUUCCUCCUUAUCUAAAAGGAUUGUUCUACCAAAAUCAAUGUUUAAUUUGUGAUGCUGCAGAAGUUGACGUUUUUCUUCUUUUUUUUUUUUUCUUUUUCUUUUUAAGCUCGAGGUGUGAGUGCAACAAAAUAAAGACGUUGUGGUUGAUUUAAAACAAAUUCAGAAUCUCCAUUUUAAAAACAAAACAAAAAAAAAAGUAAUCUGCAGCUUUAUCACACGUGCGAUGAUGUUACCAUUUUGGUUUUCAAUUUGGAGUAAUAGCAGCGGGUCUCUUUGAACAGCAGGAACAUUAGAAGGCGUCGUCUUUUGCAAAAUAACUCCAUAAAAGUUGAUUUGGGUUGAAAGCCUUUAGAAAAACCACUUAACUAUGCUAAUCCUCACAAGUCACGGUUUGUUCUGUCCCUCAUCACUCCCCACUCCUGCUGUCUUCUCCAGUGAGAACAGUGAAGGACGAAGGGUUUGUUGGCUGAUUCUUAUUUUAUUUUUGAAAAAGUUUUUUUUUUUUUUUUUUGAGUGCUAAUGAGAAAUGGAAAAAUCAAAUUAUCUUUCUGUACCUUUUAAAGGAAAAAUUUAUUUAACCUUAUAUCAGUUUGAGUUACUUACACCCUAGCAUAGAGUGACAUAUUUAGUUAAAUGUAUAAAAACGCAAGAACAUAAUUCUGUCCUAUCUUCUCAUUUUAAUUUUAUCGUGUUCCAUUUUCUGCCGAGGAAAAUAAACUGGAUUAGAGGA